AAAAAUAAUUCAUUUUCAUUUCAAAAGACCCAGUGACCGAAACACAAAAAAAUUCGCAACAACAAAAGUGCAGUGACCCAACAAUUAAAAGCAAAUGAAAUAGAGAAAAGUGCGAAAAAAGGGUUGGUUACACACAACCGUACAUACAUACACGUAUGGACGGACGGCCAACACAAAAAUAUCAAAACACAUAAAAGAUCAGUUUUGGCAAUUUAUUAAAAACAAAAUAAUACACAAAUCACAAAUUAAAAAAUAUAUAGCGGCUCUCAGUGUUCUUCGUUUGGUUGUGGCAUUUAUUUUAUUGAAAAUUUGAUAAAAUAUUCCAACCAAAUGAAGAUCAAAACGAAAUAACAAAAGAAAAUAAUAACCAAAUUGCAAAGUGACAAUUAAAGUACAUAAAGACUCAAAUAAAACAAAACCUAAUUAAAUUAACAGGGUGACCCGUGUAAAAAUAAAAAUAAUUAAUUAAAUUUUAAUGUGCAAAAAAUUGACCCCAAAAUCAUUAGAAGUUGUGUAUUUUAACUUAAAAAACAAAUUAGAGUGUUAAAACAGAAUUAUGGGUUGCUCGAUAAAUUUGUAAAUUUUAUCCCAAACUAAUUCUUUCUUUUUCUAUCAAACAUAAAAUAUUGUGCAUUUUCAAAAAACCCCAACAAAAUCAAAUUCGUGCGUUCCGUGUAAAAACACAAAAACAAAAAAUCUACGCUCUGGGAUAAAAACGGAAAAACCCGCUACAACGGUUAAAUUCCCAAAACUUCAUCAAAUCAAAAACACUAAAACAACAAAAUCCAAGACUCUAACGACACAAAGCUACAAAAAUUGCAAAAGGCGCCAACACACAAUUCUGGACCCAAGCCAAGCGCCCACCUACACACACACACAUACACACACAUCAAAAAAGAAGCUUCAAAAUAAUGGCCGGAUAUUUACCUCGCCCAGAGUCCCCACGACCCGCCAGACCCACACGCCCUCGCUUCGACCCACGGGAACCCAGGUAUCGCCCCGCAUCUUGGCAGUAUGCCUGUGGCCUCUGCCAGGAGGACCACGCCAUACGGUCAUGCCCGCGGUUCCGGCAAAUGACACCGUAUCAGAGAUACGAGACAGUUGAGAGACGGAGUUACUGUCGGAACUGUCUGGCGCGCAGCCAUCUGGCCCCAGACUGCCCCGUGGUCACUGCCUGCCGAACAUGCGACUACCGCCAUCACACAAUGCUGCAUGGAGCCCCACAGCUUAGGAAGACAUACGGCAGCUACAGCCCGCCCCCAAUGGAGAUUGCCAACCCACGGCAACUUGCAAUCGAACCAGCCAACCAGAUGCCCAUCGUCCAAGGCCCUCCCCCGGUCGAGAUACCUUACAGCCGGGCCACUGUUUUUGUACCCACGGCGAUGGUGGAAUUGGCACCCGAGGAGCAGGACGAUUGGGCUGGGGUACGGGUACUUUUGUGCCAGGCAUCGACCAUCACCCGAAUCGCGGCAGCCACAGUAACUCGCCUGGGGAUACCAACGAGAGAGCGCAGAGGGCACCGUCUGGCAACAAUAAGACUUCGGUCAAGGCAUGCGUCGAGGAGGACCAUGUAUACCAUCCGGGCAGUGGUGACCCGGGAUUUGCCGCGACGACCCUAUUCAGAUCCCAUCAUUCCCGACCCCACAAGCAGCCUAAGAUCCCUUUCUUUGGCAGAUGCUGACCCUAGGGGCAACGAACCAAUCGAUGUAGAGGUAGGGGCCGAUGCCUACGCCCACCUCCGGAGGAGUGGUGUUGUACAACCCGGAUUGGGAGCCGUCUUCGCCCAGGAGACAGAUUGGGGAUACGUGUUCGUCGGCCCAGUCACCUCACAGGCAAGAAACCAAAAUUAAAAAGGUAAGAUGUCACUUCGUCACUUGGAGGGGGAGAAUGUUCAAAGUACGUUUGAACAUGAAGUCAUGUGCACCCAUGUGCAGACAUGCGUUCACGUAUGCACAUGACCCACUGUGCAUAACGGUACAUUGAAGUAAGUUCUUAAUCGCUGAUUCCGCCUUGACUUCAUAUUUGUUUACCUGGAAUUGUUGCUUGUAGCUUGGAAAGUUGACCGUUUUCGCGGGGUCCAAGUGACAAGCAACAACCAGAAAAAGAUCAGUCUCGUUUUAAAUCUCAAACCCGCGCAUCGUAUUCUCUCCCCCUCAAAGUGAAAACCCAAGUGAAGUGAAAAGUAAAAAGUGAACAUACAUACAAACAUAUAUAACUAGAGUGAACAUUGCAACAAUAAACUUUGAAACAGUGAACUAAUAUAUUUAACAUUUUAGAUACAAAGUGACACAAUAACAACCGACUCAAA
Messenger RNA from Stomoxys calcitrans (stable fly), 2308 nucleotides. RefSeq lists its product as uncharacterized. Bases 912 to 1850 code for a protein of 312 amino acids. The record is from RefSeq and is a predicted model, not a curated record. Lineage: Eukaryota; Metazoa; Arthropoda; Insecta; Diptera; Muscidae. The transcript has 3 exons.